AUGGAGGGGAGACGUGGUCGUAGACGUGGACGUGGCCGUGGAGCUAAGCGAGUUCAGGAACCAAGGGAAGAAAGGGAAAUAUCGGCUGAGCAAGGACAAGGACCGAGAGUUGAAGCCGGAGAUCAAAUGGCAACGACAAUACAACAAAUGACGAAUAUCUUUGCAAGAUUGGUAGAUCAACAAGGUCAAAUGCCCGUGAACCAACCCCAGAACCCUGAAAUAGCAGAAGAUCGGGCUCUUGAGAGAAUAGGUAAUAGGCAAAUGAUUAUAACACUCGAGGAAGUAGCUGGCCUCUUUAAUCUGCCUAUGCAUGGAACUGCCUUGGUUUUUCCGUCCGCUUCAGACAAGGUAGAAUUUUGCAAGAUCAUAGGAUUGAAAGAGUCGGUAUUGCGAGGAUCAGACCAAGGCGUCGCCGUGAAUAUUCUGUUUGAACGUUUUGCACCACGCGAUGGGUUUGAGAGGCAUGUGAAAGAUUUUGCGUUCACCUCCAAAGACAUAUGGGAGCAUAAAAGACCAUUAGUAUAUGGAGUAGCUAUGGCUGGGAUCUAUUUCUUCCCGAGGAAGGAUCAGAAGAUAGCUUUCAAAUUAGCAAAAGUUGUGAAUGAUCUUUUUUUGGGAAUCCAGGAAAAACAAUGCUCUAUAGUCCCGACCCUUCUCGCAGACAUUCUUUUAGCCUGUAACAGUUACAAAAAGGGAGAAAAGUUCUUUUAUGGGGCGAAUUUGGUUCUGCAUAUAUGGGCCAUGGGGCAUUUCAGGAGACGAUCAUCUAUUACCAAUAGCCUGCCGGUAGUUGGAUACAAUUGGAUAGUUACACAUCACAAAAGAGUCAACGAAAAGGGUCUACCGAAGAACGCAUCCGAAUAUUUGGAUUAUUUGGAAAUGUUGCAAGAUCAUGACAUUAGGUGGGUAUUGGAUUGGACGGACUGUUCUAAACCAGUACUUCGCACUAAGGUGUCAGAAUGUGUUCUUUUGCUGGGCACUCAAGGAAUCAUCUCAUAUACCCCGAAGAGGUUUCUCAGACAACUAGGUCGCAUCCAGGGAAUACCGUCUGCAUCUGAGUUGAGUGAAGUCACCGUUUUUUUUGAUAAGGGAAUAUGUCCAAAAGAGAUCCCUAUGAAGAGCCAAAUCACCGAAGCUUGGAGAACAAUAUCCGAUGAUAGAUGCAUUAGUUAUCUUUCGGAACUCAAACAGAAAGGUGUAGCAACUUCCCAAUAUGAGAGUUGGUUAAGAAACUCCAUCACGCAAGAGUUGCAAUGUAAGCCAUAUGAGGAGUUCAAGAAGUUGAAAGCCAUCAUUGAAGCCAAGGACAAGGAGGUUCUACAGUUGAAGAAAUCCGUCGAGGCACACAAGGAAAGGGCAGAGGAAAACAAAAGGUUGUAUGAAAAGGAACGAGAAGAGCGCCAAGAGAUGAAACGGAAAUGUGGGAAAUUACAUGAUCAAGCCGAACGUGUCAAGAUUCCGUAUGCUAGAGAAACUAGAGAUUCUGUAUUUCUCACAAUAGCUACCCAAAGAAAUCCCAUCAUCACCAGGUCUCGAAGUAGAGCCUUGAGACAGCCUGUAAACAUGAGUUCAAUGCCAGAAACUUCGGAAAGAUCUGCUAUGGUUACGACACCGGAUUUCACAGCAUUGGGAGCUCAGUUAAGUGAGGUAGUUGAUAAGUUCAAUGAGUUAAGUGUUGAAAUGGCCGCACAGAGGCGUGUCAUUGAUCAGUUGGUAACAAGCAAUAGUGGUGGUGGUGUCCCAAACGACCGAGAAUCUGUCGAUAACCACCCACAUGCACAAGACAAUCAACCACCCCACACAUCCAAUGCCCAGACAACUUUCCUUCCUUCCUUUGCUAAUCCCCUUGAAAAUACCUUUACCCAACUAAAUUCAGACCUUUCCUAUACGCAUCCGAAUUAUAUACUGAUUAACCCAACCAGUAACCAAAUACCUCAAACCCAUCCACAAACCAAUCUGAACGUUCCCCCCAACCCUCAGGAACCCCACCAUCACGUUGCAGCACCUUUUGUGUUGGAUACUGCAUCUCAAGGGAAGGCGGCGGUAGAAGAACAACCUGUGCCUAUUGACAAAGAUCUGUUGAGAAGAUUGGAUCGAUUCGAUGAUUUUAUGAAGAAGAAUCAAGGAUUGAGCAGGCAUGGUGGGUUGGAUUACGAUGAAUUGUGUCUUUUCCCAGAUAUUCAGCUACCAUUGGGAUUCAAAACUCCCAAAUUCAGCAAAUAUGAUGGAACUGAAAAUCCCAAAACGCAUCUUAAGAUGUUUGCCAACAAGUUAGGUAAGCCAGUGGAUGAUGAAAAUUUGCCUAUGCAUCUAUUUCCGGAAAGUUUAGAGGGGGACGCUCUAGAUUGGUAUUCAAAUUUGAAAUCUGGAGAGGUAAAAACUUGGUUAAAUCUGUCAACAGCUUUUGUGAAGCAGUAUGAGUUUAAUUGUGAAUUGGCACCGACACGAACAACACUGGAGGGUACAAAAAGAAAGCCAUCGGAAGAUCACAAGACCUAUGCAAAGCGGUGGAGAAAGUUAGCUGCCAAAGUGGAGCCACCCAUGACUGAGGAGGAGAUUGUUCGUACUUUCAUCAAGACUCAUGAUCUACCCUACUUUGAAGAGAUUUUUCGCAUGAUUGGAAGUUCAUUUGCCGCUAUUAUUAACAAGUUGGAGGAAUACGACGAGUUUGUCAAUGCAGGGAAGAUUGUUAAUGUAUCGGCAUUGAAGUUGCAAUUGGAUGCUUUACAGAAUCAAAGCAACAUUGGGAAAAAGUCCCAAUUUAAGAAGAAAGAAGGAGAAACUGCUUUUAUAUGGGAUCAAGGGAAGUGCAAAAAGCAAAGGCAAUUCCGAACCUUCACCAAUUUGGGCCGACCCAUUGAUCAAUUGUAUGAGCAGUUAAGAGCAGUUGGAAAAAUUAGCACUGUUCCUCCCAAACUCUAUCCCAGAGGUCCUCCUGACGGUUAUGAUCCACAAGCAAUCUGUGCCUACCAUUCUGGAAGUCCAGGUCAUACCACUGGCAAUUGUUGGGCUCUAAAACAUAAGAUCCAGGAUAUGAUUGAUUCUGGAGACAUCGUUCUUAGAAGAAAGGGAGAGCAGGGACCGAAUGUUAGUAAGAAUCCUUUACCUGAGCAUGGGAACACUGUGGGAGUUAUCAUCACUGAUGAAGAUUGUGUCGAUCCCACUCAGUACAUUGUAGAUGAAACUGAAGUGUUUGGCGUGAUAGAGGCUGACCAUGCGAGAAUGAGAAAACUGUCGCCUGUUGAAAAGUCCAUGACUAAGGAUAAUGUCGAGGAAAAUUUGAAAUCUUUUGUGUUUGAAAAAGAGGAGCCAUUCAUAGCAGAAGGGGGAGUUUCCGAGGUUAACAAAGUUCCUUUUAUUCUGGAUCUGCCAUCUUUUGAAUGGGAUGUAUCAGAGCCUGUUAUUCUCGAAUUUCCAGAACAAAUGCCUGUCAAUAACUUGCAAGAGAUACCAUGGAACUACGAGGAACCUAGUCUGUUGAUUGGAGAUAAAAAAUGCUUGAAGGAGGAGGUACCUACUGUUGCCAGGUCUGAAAAAGCUGCGAAAAAUUCCGAAAUCGGCUUUCAAUUCAGAGCCAAGGAUAAUUCUUCAACGCCCAAGCCUCUUGUGUCUGAAAAGGAAGCUGUGGAUUUUUUAAAGAUGCUGAAGAGAAGUGAAUACAAAACAGUGGAGCAAUUGGAUAGGAUGUCUACUCAAAUUUCUUUUCUGAAUCUUCUCUUGACCUCCGAGCUACAUAGAGAAGCAUUGCUCAAAAUUCUGAAUGAAGCUCAAGUCCCUAAGGAUAUUCCGUUGGAUAAAUUUUCUAACAUCGUGGGGAAUGUACUUGCUGCUAAUCAUAUUACCUUCUCUGAUGACGAUCUGACUGCAGAGGGGAUCGGGCAUAACACAGCCUUGUAUAUAUCAGUCCGUUGCAAUGGAAAGCUGUUACCGAGGGUUUUAGUGGAUAAUGGGUCAGCGUUGAAUAUCUGUCCAUGGAACACUCUCACCAAGCUUGGAUUUCUUGAUAUUAAACUCCGUCCAUCUGCAACUGUGGUUCGAGGAUUUGAUGGUUCAAAAAGGGAAUCUAUGGGUGAAGUAGAUCUGGUAUUGGAGAUAGGCCCUGCUCAAUUCCAAGUUACUUGCCAAGUCAUGGAUUUUUCCAGCGUUUACAAUAUUUUGCUUGGAAGACCUUGGAUACAUGCUUCCAAUUCAGUGCCAUCUUCGUUGCAUCAAAUGUUGAGGUUUAUUGCGAAUGAUCAACUCAUUACUGUGUUUGCUGAGGAUGACUGUACCAUGAUCGUUGAUGCAAAAUUCAAUGAUGAAAACAGACAAAGGAAUCCAACUUCAGCUCAUCAUGUUGCUGACAUCGUCUCUGUGGGAUGGGCAUCCAGGGAUAAGUCGCUAACUCAUUCAGAUUUGCCAGAGGCCAGUAUUAUGAUGGCGAGGGAGAUGAUCCGAGGCGGAUACGAAAUAGGAAAAGGUCUUGGGAGAGAAUUACAAGGAAUUUUGGAGCCAAUAGAUAUCCCGACGCAGAAGGAUACAUUUGGAUUGGGAUUUAAUCCGACUGCUAAGGAUAGAAAGGAAAUGCAAGCUCGAAAACAAGCUGAAAAGAAGGGCAAGCAAACUGCCUUAAAUAUCCCGCCGCUAUAUCACACUUUUCCUCGUCCAUCAGAAGUGAUCGUGCCAGAAACAAAAAAUUUUGUGGAGGAAAUUGAAGUGGACCUAUCUCAAUUAUUUGUCGGGGCAAUUGAUGAAGAGGAGCCAUCAGAGAAUUCAAAAUUUUUGCCAAUUAUCGAGGGAGCCAUUCAAAAUUGGACUGCUGAUUAUUUUCCCUCUCGAAGGGAAUUUCGAUGGCCACAAAUAAAACCCUUUGACCCUUUGGAUGUCACCAUUUUGGAAUUCGAUGGCUGCAACCUCGAUAUCUCUCAUGAGCUUGAAAUCAUGCAAUUUGAAAUUCAAAACGAGAGCGAUAAUGAGGAAGAAUUUGAGUCUGUUUCCAGAGAUUUAAAACAGUAUGAAAAGAAAUCCAAACCCAACUUAGAAGAAACAGAAAUCAUCAAUAUUGGCACCAAGACUGAGGUUAAAGAGGUUAAAAUCAGCAUUCAUUUGAAUAAGAAACAGAAGGAGGAAAUGAUUGAAUUCUUAAUGAUAUUUCAAGAUGUGUUCGCAUGGUCAUAUGAUGAUAUGCCAGGGAUCUCUACAGAUAUAGUGGUUCACAAGUUGCCAAUUGAUCCAAAUUUUUUACCUGUAAAGUAGAAGCCGCGUAAAUUCAAACCAGAAAUGAGUCUCAAGAUAAAGGAACAAGUUGUGAAGCAACUCAAUGCUAAGAUAAUCAUGGUGUCUCAUUAUCCCACCUGGCUAUCGAAUCCUGUGCCAGUGCCUAAGAAAUCUGGUGAGGUGCGAGUAUGUGUUGAUUACAGAGAUUUGAAUAAGGCUAGUCCGAAGGACGAUUUUCCUUUGCCAAAUAUUCAUAUUCUUUUAGACAAUACUGCUGGACAUGAAAUUGAAUCUUUUGGUGAUUGUUUUGUUGGGUAUCAUCAAAUCUUAAUGGCAGAAGAAGACAGAGAGAAAACCUUUUUUAUCACCCCAUGGGGAACCUUUUGUUAUCGAGUGAUGCCUUUCGGGUUGAAAAAUGCUGGAGCCACUUAUCAGAGGACCAUGACUACCUUGUUCCAUGACAUGAUUCACAAGGAGAUGGAGGUUUAUGUGGAUGAUAUCAUAAUUAAAUCCAAGAAGGUCGGGGACCAUUUGGUUGAUUUAAAGAAGCUGUUUGAAAGAUUGAGGAGGUAUAAUUUGAAGUUGAACCCUGCAAAAUGUGCUUUUGGAGCUCCGGAUGGUAAGUUAUUAGGUUUUAUUGUCAGCAAAAAGGGUAUAGAGAUAGAUCCUGCGAAAAUAAAAGCAAUUCGAGAUAUGCCCAUUCCAAAAAGUCAAAAAGAUGUGAAAAGUUUUCUUGGAAAGAUCAAUUUCAUUGGCCGAUUCAUUGCACAGUUAACCUCUACCUGUGAGCCUUUGUUCAAAUUGUUGAAAAGGAAUGCGCCGAUGGAUUGGAAUGAAGAUUGCCAACAGGCUUUUGAUAAGAUCAAGAAUUAUUUGUUAAAUCCUCCGAUCUUAGUGCCACCUCAGCCAGGGAGGCCUUUGAUUAUGUAUUUGUCUGUUCUUGAUGAGGCUGUCGAAUGCGUUCUGGGACAGCAUGACAAGUUUGGCAGAAAAGAGCAAGACAUCUACUAUCUGAGCAAGAAAUUUACAGCAUAUGAGGCCAACUAUUCUUUCCUUGAGAGAAGUUGUUGUGCUUUAGCAUGGGCAGCUCAGAAGUUGAGACAUUAUUUGCUCGGUUAUACCACUUACUUAAUUUCCCGUUCUGAUCCUCUAAAAUACCUGUUGGAAAAGUCGAUGCCCACGGGACGUAUGGCUAAGUGGCAAAUGAUCCUUUCCGAGUUCGACAUUGUCUUCACAACACAAAAGGCAGUCAAGGGUCAAGCUAUAGCGGAUCAUUUGGCAGAAAAUCCAAGAGAUGAUGAUUACAGAGAUGAUGAUUAUCAGCCAUUGCAUACCUACUUUCCUGAUGAAGAAAUCCUGUUCGUUGGAGCGGUUGAGGACAUGAGUGAGCAGUAUCCUGGAUGGAGGUUAUUUUUUGACGGGAAACAUUAUCCUGCUACUGCCAAAUUACGAUUUCCUUGUACCAACAACAUGGCUGAGUAUGAAGCUUGUAUUUUUGGAUUGAAAAUGGCAUUGGACAUGGAGAUCAAGGAUCUGAUAGCAUUCAGUGAUUCAGAUUUACUUGUGCACCAGACGCUUAAACAGUGGGUAACUCGGGAUUCAAAAAUUAUGUUGUAUCAUUGUAACUUGCUUAGUUUGGCCAGCAAAUUCAGGAAUUUGGAACUCAGACAUAUUCCCCGCACUCGUAAUGCCUUUGCUGAUGCUUUAGCUACUCUGUCUUCGAUGAUCCAACAUCCAGAUGAGCUGGUGAUUGAACCUAUACAGAUUCAACUUCAGAAUAGGCCAGCGCAUUGUCUGGUUACAGAAAGGGUCACUGAUGGUCGCUCCUGGUACAAGGAUAUUAAGGAAUUCAUGAAAACAGGAUCCUACCCUCCUGAUACUGAUUCUGUUGCAAAAAUUUUCUUACGCAGAAUGUCAUCAAGAUUCUUCUUGAAUGGAGAAGUGCUAUACAAGAAAACAUCUGAUUUGGGCCUUCUGAGAUGCAUCAAUGAAGAGGAAGCCGAUUAUAUGAUGAAAGAGAUGCAUAGUGGGGUUUGUGGGCCACACAUGAAUGGGCAUCUACUGGCUAAGAAGAUCAUGAGAACAGGAUAUUUUUGGCUUACCAUGGAUAUGACUGCUCCAUGGCCAUGUUCGAUCUGGGGAAUGGAUGUGAUCGGAACUAUUGAUCCUUCUGCUUCAAAUGGGCAUCGAUUCAUUUUAGUGGCGAUUGAAUAUUUCACCAAGUGGGUUGAGGCCGCAUCCUAUAAGCAUGUGACUAAGAAAGUGGUGUCGGAUUUCUUGAGAAAUAAUAUCAUCUGUCGUUUUGGGGUACCAGAGACGUUGAUCACUGAUAAUGCCAAGAACCUCAAUAAUGAUAUGGUGGAUGGAUUAUGUGAACAGUUCAAGAUUAAACAUCGAAAUUCGGCCAUUUACAGGCCUCAGAUGAAUGGAGCCGUUGAAGCUGCAAAUAAAAAUUUGAAAAAGAUUCUUAUGUAUGGAAUGGAAGCAGUCCUGCCUGCAGAAGUUGAAAUUCCUUCCUUGCGCAUUCUGAUGGAAGCUCAGAUAGAAGAAGCUGAAUGGGUUAGAGAACGUCAGGAGCAGUUGUCUCUAAUUGAUGAAAAGAGAUUGAAUGCCGUCUGUCAUGGACAAUGUUAUCAGCAACGAAUGGCCCGUGCUUACAACAAAAAGGUUAAGCCCCGUUUGUUUGAAGUUGGAGAUAAGGUUUUGAAACGGAUUCUUCCAAUGCAAGAUGAGGCUAAAGGGAAGUUUGCUCCCAAUUGGCAAGGACCAUUCAUUGUUAAGAAAGUGCUAUCCGGAGGAGCGCUUAUCCUUAUGGAAAUGGACGGUCAAAUUUUUCCCCAACCAAUCAAUGCAGACAUGUGCAAAAAGUUUUUCAUUUGA
This is a messenger RNA of Coffea eugenioides, 8076 nucleotides long. RefSeq lists its product as uncharacterized. Gene Ontology annotation, molecular function: RNA-DNA hybrid ribonuclease activity; nucleic acid binding. NCBI's taxonomy places the organism in Eukaryota, Viridiplantae, Streptophyta, Magnoliopsida, Gentianales, Rubiaceae. Gene Ontology annotation, biological process: DNA integration. The record is from RefSeq and is a predicted model, not a curated record.